AUGGUAUCCCUGCAACAUCUUGGCAUGGUGAUAGUGUUGCUGCAGGGAGUAGCUUCACAAACACAGUACGGUGGCAAUUCUGUACGCGUGGUUCCUGAUCCAGCGACAGUAGAGUCGCGCGCGUUUCCCGCUCCCAAUGUGACUCUCUACAGUCCGGCUUUUGUCAUCAACUCUUCUUUUCCCAGUGGAUGGACAGAGGGCACAUCCGGUGCCACAAGCGAAUUUAAUUUACACACUUUUCUCCAGUCCUUGGCAGAGAGAAAUCCAUCAUGGAUGACUUACCAGAUAACCGACUUCGAGUCGGAAGAAGGGCGAGCCUUUCCCUAUGUGAUCCUCAGCAGCAGCAGCGCCAACUCAAGCCUAUCUUCCCUCGGCGACGGCAAGCUAAAGGUCUGGCUACAGGGUGGUGUGCACGGUAACGAGCCUGCAGGAGAUGAAGCUCUACUUGCCCUGCUCGGGAAGAUGGACGCGGAUCAAGACUGGACGGCGAGCAUCUUGGACACGCAAGACAUCGUCGUCCUUCCUCGGUAUAACCCGGACGGAAUUUCCUAUUUUCAACGAACGCUGGCUACCAAUUACGACCCGAACCGCGAUCACAUCAAGCUCGCCCGCGAGCAGACGCGGCAGAUCAAGGAGCUCUUCAGCGAGGUUGCUCCACAUAUAGCUGUCGAUAUGCACGAGUAUGGUGCUGCAACCCGAUAUGCUACAAACUACAGCAACGCAGCUGAUGGGAUGUUUUCAGCUGCCAAGAAUCUUAACAUCCAUCCCUCAAUCCGAAAUAUUUCGGAGCAGCUGUUCGCUGUGAACGUGGGUAAUGACCUCCAGGCCGCCGGACUGCGCGGUGAGCCAUACGUGACCGCCAGCUCCUCCUCAAACCCCAUCCGUCUGGCGGAGGCAGGGAGCGACGCCAAGAUCGGCCGCAAUGCGAUGGGUCUCACGCAGACGGUGACAUUCCUCUUCGAAACACGAGGUAUCGCGCUCGCAAACCAGGAGUUCAAGCGCCGCACUUAUGCAGGGCUCACGAUGGUCUCGUCAAUCCUGCAGACUGCGGCAGACAACUUUGAUGAGGUCUACGCGACGCUGGAGAGUGGCAUCCGGGAUUUUAUUGACAGUGAAGAAGACAUUGUCAUCACAGACUAUACGACGCUGCAAGAGCAGACAUGGACGAUGGUGAAUAGCAACACAGGCGACGUCGUUCAACUGCCCGUCGAGUUCGAGAGCAAUACCCCCGCCACUGCCAACCUCACGCGUUCUCGCCCAAAGGCCUACCUCAUCCCUCCUGCAUGGGCCGACCUUGCUGAGCGUCUGACUGUGUCUGGACUUGAUGUCGAAAAGCUGACAGAGGCGUAUUCCGGAAACGUACAGGCAUACAACAUUACCUCUGCCUCGCUGUCUCGGUCCUACUACGAAGGCGCGGUCCUCAGCUCUGUCACGGCUGAGCCCGUGGACAAGACCGUCUCGCUUCUGCCUGGUAGCUUUCUGGUGAGGACAAAUCAGAGGAAUGCGGGUAUUGCCUUCAACGCGUUGGAGCCGGAGAAUAUCGACAGCUAUGUUAGCUUCAACAUUGUGCCGAUGGAGAUAGGUGAUGAAUAUCCGGUCUAUAGAAUCUUAUAA
Diaporthe batatas is the source of this 1614-nucleotide messenger RNA. RefSeq lists its product as uncharacterized. The transcript has 3 exons. Gene Ontology annotation, molecular function: zinc ion binding; metallocarboxypeptidase activity. Lineage: Eukaryota; Fungi; Ascomycota; Sordariomycetes; Diaporthales; Diaporthaceae. The coding region runs from base 1 to 1614 and encodes 537 amino acids. Gene Ontology annotation, biological process: proteolysis. The record is from RefSeq and is a predicted model, not a curated record.